Protopterus annectens (West African lungfish) is the source of this 2625-nucleotide messenger RNA. RefSeq names its product Wnt family member 2B (gene WNT2B). NCBI's taxonomy places the organism in Eukaryota, Metazoa, Chordata, Ceratodontiformes, Protopteridae. The transcript has 5 exons. Gene Ontology annotation, biological process: canonical Wnt signaling pathway; cell fate commitment; multicellular organism development. The coding region runs from base 673 to 1890 and encodes 405 amino acids. The record is from RefSeq and is a predicted model, not a curated record. Gene Ontology annotation, molecular function: cytokine activity; frizzled binding. Gene Ontology annotation, cellular component: extracellular region.
CUCUCUCAGACACACUUCCACAAACACACACACACAUGCACAGUAAUAGGGAGGGCUAAUUGACAGACAGGGAGGAGUGUCAAACUAUCCUGGGUGUUUGCAUCUGACCAAAGAGAGAUCUCUCCCUGUUGUUUUAUUCCCAGCCCAGUGAGAAAAGAGAGCUAAAGAAGCUGUAGGGAAUUUUUUUUCUUUUCAGUGCUUUACCACAACUCUUCAGUUCAUCUUAUCCAAGCACUGGACCUCCUUGUAAGCAGACAAAGUGCUCAUCUCUCUGCCCGAAGACAAAGCCCAAGCUUCCUUUUCUUUUUAUGGUUAGUGGGCAGAAAACCAGCUGUGGCUGAACAGACUGGCAUGCCCUUGAUGUAUGGUGUCAUCAAGGUAUUUAAAAACAAAGCUCUGGUCAGCUGAUUGGAUAUCUACUCAUUAUCACUGCAGGAAGUGACACAUUUCAACCAUGAGGAUUCUGAAUAAAGUCAGAGUGAUGGAAUGACACUAAGUUAAACCACUAGAAAGAAUGUAACAAAACUUCUGCCCCACACACACUAGCAUGGUAACACUAACUUUCCUUUUUUCAAAAAUCAAGUUCCUUGUCCCAUCCUGUACCUACAAGUAAGUUUAAGAGGAGGAAUUUUAACUUAUUUAUAUCGGUAUAACUUUUUCACCUUGGAAGAUAUGCUUGGCUCAGACAGAGUUGAGGAGACUACAGAAAGCCUGAUUAAGCCGUCCCUUUCCCCAGGGGAUUCAGGAUUAAAGCAUCUCACUAGGACAGUGCCAUCUUCUCCUGCUACUAAUGCCACCUCUAGGCUAUACUUUGCUUUUAUUUUGAUUCUUCUAACUCUGACACCGAGAGUUGAUUCUUCGUGGUGGUAUAUUGGGGCAUUAGGAGCACGUGUCAUCUGUGAUAACAUCCCUGGAUUAGUGAACAAACAGAGGCAGCUUUGCCAAAAGCAUCCAGACAUCAUGCAGUCAAUUGGUGAGGGGGCCAAGGACUGGAUACGAGAAUGUCAGCACCAGUUUAGGCACCACCGCUGGAACUGUAGCACCCUGGACAGAGACCACACAGUAUUUGGAAGAGUUAUGCUACGCAGUACCAGAGAAGCAGCAUUUGUGUAUGCCAUCUCCUCAGCUGGAGUAGUUUACGCAAUUACCAGAGCAUGCAGUCAAGGAGAACUUAAAACCUGCAGCUGUGAUCCCCAAAAGAGGGGCCGAUCAAAGGAUGAGAGGGGAGAAUUUGACUGGGGUGGCUGCAGUGACAACAUCAAUUAUGGAAUUAAAUUUGCCGAGUCUUUCGUGGACGCAAAGGAAAAAACUGUACAAGAUGCACAGGCCAUUAUGAACUUACACAACAACCGAUGUGGGAGGAUAGUGAGUGAAAGCAAUUUCUAUAUUAUUGCUGUUAAACGUUUUAUGAAGCUAGAAUGUAAAUGCCAUGGAGUCAGCGGAUCAUGUACAUUAAGGACAUGUUGGGCUGCAAUGUCAGAUUUUCGGAAAACUGGGGAUUACUUAAGGAAAAAAUACAAUACAGCAAUUCAGGUGACUAUGAAUAAAUACAAGUGGUUAUCCUUCACUGAAGUAAACAAGAAUUCCAGAAAAGCUACCAAAAAUGACCUAAUCUAUUUUGAACCUUCCCCAAACUACUGUGUGGUGGAUAAAGAAGCAGGAUCUCUUGGUACAGCAGGAAGAGUGUGCAACAAGACAUCACGUGGAAUGGAUGGCUGUGAGGUAAUGUGCUGUGGAAGAGGAUACGAUACCACCAGAGUCACUCGAACCACCAAGUGCGAGUGUAAGUUCCACUGGUGCUGUGAAGUAAGAUGUAAAGAUUGCCUGGAAACUGUGGACAUACAUACGUGUAAAGCACCAAAGCGGGCUACAUGGCUGGACCAAACAUGAGACCAUGAGGCACCAGUUUAAAUGGGCUAUAUGAUGGGCCAUGGAAUUCUGGGAGCUGUAGUUCAGUUGCAUGGCUUUUAUUUAACUAAUAUUACAGAGCACUAAAAAGAGGACUACAUUUUCCAGGACAUAUUGUGGACCCUUGCACAUGUUUAUUAGAAAAACUCUACACAUCCCUUAUAAAUAGGGUGGCUGUCAUGCAGCAUUAAACUGUGAAUCUUACUUUUUACAAAUAUAUUUACAUUAAUGGGACGGACCCCCACCUCAUCAAAUGAGUGACCUGCAAGUACAAAAUGAAAACAAGUGUCCAAUACUUCAUGAGUUAAAUUGGCACACUCAACUAAAGUUAAUCUACACAUUUUGAAUGACAGUCUCCUUAUGAAACAUAUUACUGGUUCUUUGUAAUCCCGUGAGAAACUUCUGACGAAUUUUUUUACAGAUGGACAGGACAGUUCUGAUGAUAAAUCAGAAUAUCACAUAUUGGUGCACUAAGGACACUAGCUAAAAAGAGAGAGCAAGUUAAAAAGGACUUUUUGUAAUGACCUGUGGAUUGGUAACACUGUCAACUAAAGUGUGUGAAAUGUUAAGCACGGAUAUUGAAGUGAAAGUCUGUGAAAUUUUUGUUAGACCAAGAGUAAAGUAAUAUAACAAAGGAGUCUUUUUUGUUUGUAAACAUGCCUUAUAUUUCGCAUACUGCUUUAUUAUUUUAAGAAAAUUCAUAUAAACCAAUCAUAA